Heteronotia binoei (common prickly gecko) is the source of this 4756-nucleotide messenger RNA. RefSeq names its product solute carrier family 5 member 11 (gene SLC5A11). Gene Ontology annotation, cellular component: plasma membrane. Lineage: Eukaryota; Metazoa; Chordata; Lepidosauria; Squamata; Gekkonidae. Gene Ontology annotation, molecular function: D-glucose:sodium symporter activity. The transcript is spliced from 15 exons. Gene Ontology annotation, biological process: transmembrane transport. The record is from RefSeq and is a predicted model, not a curated record. The coding region runs from base 41 to 2083 and encodes 680 amino acids.
UGCACCCGGGAAGAAAAGCACCCGACCACUGCGAGAGGCCAUGGAUACGGUCAGCUCCACCACCAUGUCGACCACCCCAAAUGGCUGGGACGUGUUUCCCCAACAGACCCUGCAGGCUGCAGAUAUCAUCAUCUUGGUUCUGUACUUCGUGUUCGUUUUGGCGGUUGGACUGUGGUCCAUGUGGAAGACGAAGCGCAGUACCGUGAAAGGUUACUUCCUGGCUGGAGGGAAGAUGGUGUGGUGGCCGGUGGGAGCGUCCCUGUUUGCAAGCAACGUCGGCAGCGGGCAUUUCAUUGGCUUGGCAGGUUCUGGGGCAGCCUCUGGAAUCGCAGCUACAGCCUAUGAGUGGAACGGCAUGUUCUGUGUUCUGGUGCUGGCGUGGCUGUUCCUUCCCAUCUACAUGGCUGCAGGGGUCACAACCAUGCCAGAAUACUUAAAGAAACGGUUUGGGGGCAAAAGGAUACAGAUCUUCCUAGCGAUUCUCUACUUGUUUAUCUAUAUAUUCACCAAAAUCUCAGUGGACAUAUAUGCUGGGGCCCUCUUCAUCCAGCAGGCCUUGCACUGGGACCUCUACGUGGCUGUUAGUGGCUUGCUGCUGAUCACGGCGGUUUAUACAGUGGCAGGUGGCCUGGCGGCUGUGAUCUACACGGACACCCUGCAGACGGGCAUCAUGCUGGCCGGCGCUCUCACCCUCAUGGGCUUCAGCUUUGCCAAAGUUGGAGGGCUGGAAGACCUGCAGAACAGAUACUUCAAGGCCAUUGCCAGCAGCCACCAGGGAAACAGCAGCUGCGGACUGCCCAGAGAAGACGCCUUUCGCAUAUUCCGGGACCCCGUGACCUCUGACCUCCCAUGGCCAGGGGUCCUGGUGGGAAUGACCAUCCCCUCACUGUGGUACUGGUGCACAGACCAGGUCAUUGUUCAGAGGUCGUUGGCAGCCAAGUCCCUCUCUCACGCCAAGGGCGGGUCCUUGCUGGCCUCCUACCUGAAGGUCCUGCCUCUUUUCAUGAUGGUUUUCCCGGGCAUGAUCAGCCGCAUCCUCUAUCCAGAUCUGGUGGCCUGUGCCGACCCGGAAACCUGCAGACGAAUCUGCGGCAACCCUUCUGGAUGUUCUGACAUCGCUUAUCCGAAACUCGUCAUCGAACUUCUGCCAAUUGGGCUCAGGGGGCUCAUGAUGGCCGUCAUGAUCGCGGCGUUGAUGUCCUCCUUAACCUCCAUCUUCAACAGCGCCAGCACCAUUUUCACCAUGGACCUCUGGCGGCAUUUCAGGCCUCUGUCUUCAGAAUGGGAACUGAUGAUCGUUGGCAGGGUGUUUGUGCUGGUGCUGGUGGUGGUCUCCAUCCUCUGGAUCCCGCUGGUGCAGGCCAGCCAGGGUGGGCAGCUCUUCAUCUACAUCCAGACCAUCAGCUCUUACCUGCAGCCCCCCGUGGCCAUCGUCUUCAUCUUGGGCUGCUUCUGGAGGAGGACAAACGAAAAGGGUGCAUUCAGUGGCCUGUUAGUUGGAAUGGUGAUAGGCCUCAUCCGGAUGGUGCUGGAUUUUGUCUACCUGAUGCCGCGGUGCGAUGAGCCAGACAGCCGGCCAGCCGUGGUGAAAUACGUUCACUAUCUCUACUUCUCUAUCAUCCUGUCGGUCAUCACGCUGGUCGUGGUGGUGACAGUCAGCCUCUUGACAGAGCCCCCUCCAGAGCAAAUGGUUAGCCGUCUGACGUGGUUCACCCGCAAGGACAUCCCAGCAGCGAAGGACCCCGCAGGCACCAGAAUCCCCCUGCCCAAAUCUACCACAGGAACCCACCCGGUUCCCCCUCCUCUGGCGCUGCAGCUCACCAUGAUUGACGGCCCAGAAAUCGUCGGGAAAGACAAGACAAGUCCUUUGGAGGGCAAGAAGGCCUCUAAACUGAUGAGACUCUUUCUGUGGGUCUGUGGGAUGGACCACAGGGAAAAAGACACUUUUGGAGUACCUGCAGCUCCCAAAAUGGAAGCCGCCGUGGCUCCGCCAAAAGAAGCGCCGUGGGUCAAGCACAUCCUCAACAUCAACUUGAUUCUGUGCCUCAGCGCUGGAGUCUUCCUCUGGGCCUACUUUGCGUAGCGCUCGGCCCUCAGCCCACUGAAGACAGAUGGCGAUGGGGAGCCGUGGGAGUCUGUUGCCGUAGGAAAGAGCAAGACUCAGGAGCACCUUCAAGGCUAACAAAGUUUGUAGCCUCAGGGGAGGAUCUUUCACAAGUCACUGCCCACUGGAGUGACUCAACGAAAGCUCCUCUCCUGCCGCAACUUUUGUUAGUCUUGAAGGUGCUGCUGGAGCCUGGCUCUUUUCUACUCCAUUUCAGAGAGACCGUUGAUACUCACCGGGGGCUCAAAUAUGAACGACUGGCUGUGAACUUUUAUAUAAUGAUUCUGUAAAACAUGUGAUCUGUUUCUUUCAUCCUGGAGAAAAGAAAGGCUUAUGUUUCUUUGGCGCACUUGUGGAGCUCAAGGACGACAGAGUCUAGCACAACUUCAGUGAAGUCAUGGGCCAGGGGCUGUGAAAGCUUCGCCUGGUAGAAAAGUAUGCUCUUGUUGACGUGCCCCUUUUUAAUGGCCUGGCCUUAAGAACCACCAGUUGUGCCUCUGUCUUGAACAUCGCGAUGCUUUGGCUUCAGCAUCUGUGCCGUUCAGGCAGCGUGAUUCCCUGUUUCAAAGGAGAUACUGGGUGAGGCCUCAGGUGUUUCUGGGGAAUGGGAAAUCUUUGCUUAGCUUCCAGUCCUCUCAGGCCCCAGCAUGCAUUGCCUCACUGUCUUGUCUCUGAUUAAAGAGGAUGUGGGAGACUGGCUUCAGCAUGCGCUGUUCUACGCACCCAACUCACAGGGCAACAAUGACAGUGUUGUGUUCUGUGCCCCCUCCCUUUCACGGAUAGCUGCUUUGUGGACAUUUAAGUUCACUAUUAAAACACUGAACUGGAGACAUUCCUGCCCAGAUAUGCCCUGAAUUGCAAAUUCAGACUGGUUCAAAACUCAACAGACUUCCAUGGCAUUCCUCGAAGAAAGAAUCUGUCAAUUUUAGGCUUUUGAGGGGGGAAAGUGCUUUGCUAGAUCAGACUGAGUUCUGUGAUUCUACUAUUCUGUGUCAAACAGAAACAUUACCUCUGGCGAUGAGACGCAAGCAGCUAACCGUCAGAGCUAUUAACUGUCCUCUGGAUAUUUAUUUAUUCAUUAUUUAUUAAACAUUUUCUGCCCUGCCUUUCUUCUUGGGAACCCCAGGCUGCUGAUAGGACUCUGCACGAGGUGCUUAACAACCUUAAACGCAACCACAGCGAUGACAUUAAUGGAAACGUAAUCACAAGACAGAUCCACAAAGAUGUCUCCGACACAGCUGGCCUUCCAUAAAGAAGCACCCUCUGAAAAUUAAUUGCUCUACAGCUAUGUGGUUUCUUUUUUAAGUUGACGAAGGUAGAGUCCACCUCAGUUUCUUAAGAGGAAGAACAGGAAAGAAAACCUGAGCUCUGGCAAUAGCAGAGCAAAAAAAUCUUGAGGAAAAGUAAGAAUGGAAGCUUUGUUUGGCAACCUUGGGCAAGAGCCCAGAAAGGCUACCUGGUUGGUUGGGAGCCAUGCCAGUUCACCAGGCUUGAAACUGGUUUGUCUUGGCCGUGUAGACAUGCCAAAAAAUCUCACAGUUGCACUGAGAGUCAAAUAAUAUAUUUCCCUUUGUGCCCCGUCUGUAUAUAUUCACCAAUGGUUUUUGAUGGACAAGUGUUUAUAAUGUACAGCUUUUUAUUUCUCUUCAGUGGUGUUCAGAUAACACCGCUGUAAGUAGCAGAACUAACCUAGGGUGCUAAUGAAAAAGGGCCAAGGCUUUUCCCCCUCGGAAGGUGAGAGGCCGAAACCUUCAGCAAGGUGAGAAACCGUGGCACAGCUCUGGGAAUGAGAAAGAAAAGGGGCAUUUUCUAAAAGGUGCAAAGUCAAUGGGAGCACUUCCCAAAAACUCACCUGGGUGUGUUACAUUUGCAACCGUUCCGUUUUGUUAAGGGAAGCAGAGAUAAUAGAAGGAUUUUCAUGCAUACAAGCAGAAAGUAUAUUUUGAGGGUCUUUUUCUGUGUAUUAAACCAACAGAAAGUAUUUUAUAAGCAAUGUAAUGUAUUUCCUUGGUUAUUUUUUUCCUCUAGAAUGUCAAUAAGGAUGUUUUUAUUUAUUGUUCUGACUGGAACCAGGCACUGGUGGGAAGAUGCCUCAAUUUAUCUGUGCUGCUACAUGCUUUGUUGGUCAGUUUUCAAGAGAGGAUUGGAUAAACAUCUGGAGCAGAGGUCCAUCAGUGGCUAUUAGCCACAGCGUAUUGUUGGAACUCUGUCUGGGGCAAGUGAUAUUCUGUAUUCUUGGUACUUGGGAGGGACAACAGUGUGAGGACUUCUAGUGUCCUGGCCCCUCUGGUGACCUCCUGAUGGCACCUGGUUUCUUUGGCCACUGGUGACACAAAGAGUGUUGGACUGGAAGGGCCAUUGGCUUGAUCCAACAUGGCUUCUCUUAUGUUCUUAUGUUCCUCACAGCAGAAUAACUGGACUAACCCAGUGCUCUCUUUCCUUAUGAUGCAGAAAAGGGUAGGCCCAAUCCCCAGGGGUUUUUCUCCUGUGCUUGUCUCGCAACAACGCUCAGGAUUCGUGCAGGAGAAAUUCCUGAGAUUGGGUUUAUAAUCUUUCAAGCUCAGUGGUGUGGUUCUCUGAGCAGUGCCGGAGAAGCGCAGCCCGAAUGGUAAACCUAGCGCUGACAAACUGACAAUAAAGUGGUUUAGAAAA